UUCACUUGUAUGCCCUGUUCGGAAUCGCGCUACGCGCUAUCCGUGCGGCGACCCCGGGCCUAGCGAGUUGUUAAAAAAUCGGGAUAAACUCGGGGUAUACGCGGGGAGUAAUUUUAAAGGAAUAUAAUAUUUUUGAAAAUAUUUUUAUCUAUAUUACAAACUACAAUACAACAUUUAAAAUAUAACAGGAAGAGAAGGAUACCAGAACUCGAGUUCACUGUCACUUGGUUAAAUUUUGGUCUGAAUUUAUUAUGGUAGAACAAUGGUGACUUGCAAUUAGGGUUUGCAUGUAUCCCCAAAUGUUUUGUCAGGGAAGAUAAAAAGUGACUUAAACUAUAUUCUGUUCAGAUUUUUAAAUUGGACCAGAUAAAAUUACAAUUCACUCAUUACUGAUGGGUUUGGUUGGGCUAAAUGAAUUGUGUGCGUAAUGGGUUUGCGUUAAAAAUGGACCAAACGUGGAAUUGUAUCUUGUAAUUAUAUGGACGCCUUACAUUACUCGGGCAAAAACGCGGUAAUUAUGCGGGUAGCGUAGAGCGUCACCGAACAGGUCCAAUUCGGCACGGUAAGUGACCGUGGAGCGACUACGCGGACGUAUAAUCGGCUACGCACCCGAGAUUUUGAACAGGGCUUGUAUGUAGAACCGGCUUUUCUGCUGUGGAAGUAGAGCUGGGAAUUUGGGUCAUUACCCGCGGGUCCCGCCCCGUUUGAUCCGCCGCGGGGCAGGUGCGGAUCGAUCGAUUUACAAAUUUCAGCAUGCGGGUGCGGGUGCGGGUUGAGUCAAUUUUUAGCGGGGCGGGUGCGGGUCAACCAAAUUUGAGUCGCGGGUACCCGCCGACCCGCAAAAUAAAAAAAAAUAUUAUUUUUUUUCUAAAUUUUUUUAAAAUACAUAAAAAUAAAAAUAAAAAUAUGUAAAAAAUAUAUAAAUUAAUGAAAAUUAUAUAAUUUAAAUUAUAAAUGUAUAAUUUUUAUUAUAAAAAGUAAUUAAUUGAUAAUAAAAAUAAUUUUUUAUUAAAUUUAAUAUUAUCUGCGGGCCCCGCGGGUUACCCGCAAUCUUAGCGGGGCGGGUGCGGGUUUACGAUUUUUCUUUCGCGGGUUAUGCGGGUCGGAAUUUUGAGUUUAAAAAACAGAGUCGAUCCGCGGGUUGGCGGGUCAUGCGGGGCGGAUUGACCCGCGAACCCAGCCCUAUGUGGAAGUGCUUUUUUACAGUGGCUUUAUUAAAUUUGGUUAUCUGGUUUGAUCUUUUCAGAUGCAAACUAAAGCUCAUUAUUAUUUUAGGUCUAAGCCCAUUAUAUAACCUUUUUAAAAUAUCCUAUUAUAUAAAACUGUGACCUAAGACUAAUAUAGCAAAAAACAAAUAUGACCGAAAACAUGAAGAUCAAAGGAGCCGAAGACUUGAUCAGCAAUUUACCAGAUGGGAUCCUCCAACACAUGCUCUGCUUAAUUCCGAUCAAACUGGCCAUGUCUACAUCCCUCUUGUCUAGACGAUGGAGGCAUGUAUGGUGCGAGAAACCUUCUAUCACCUUAGGUGGCGAUACACUGACUGCCGCUUCAAUAAAUGAAACCCUAGCUCGCUAUACAGCCCCGAAGAAAAAGAGUUUUGACCUCCUAAUAACACCUAUUACGAAGGAGAAAAUACCAUACCUAGACAGGUGGAUCAAGUUUGCCACGUCACACAACGUUGAGAAUCUCUCCCUGAAUUUCUCUCAUUAUUAUAAGCUUCCAGAUUUCUUCUACAACAGUUCUUAUUUCAAGCAACUCAACAUCUAUUCUCAUACGAUUGUUCCUUUCAAGUGCACUGUCUCUUGGACUUCUUUGCACAAGUUAUCCUUGAGUUGUUGUAGUCUCUCAGAUAAAUCCAUGGCCAAGAUUCUAUCCGGUUGUCCUGUUCUCGAAAACUUAACGUUGUAUCACUGCGGUAAACUAAAGGUUAUUGAUCUCACCAAAUCCUUACGUCUGAAAACACUAGUUGUAGACCGUAACGUGAUGGUUCCGGAGGGGCCAACGAAGAUUGUGGCACCACACAUCCAUUAUCUCAGAUUGUUAGACUCUCGGCCAUCAUGUACUUUGGUUGAUGUCGCUUCUUUAACCGAAGCUAAACUGGACGUUUGCUAUGCCCUAAGUACCUCUUACUUCAAGUCCAAGGCUGAUUUUCUCCAAGACAUGGUGCUAAAAAUGCUAGAAAAGUUACAAAACGCUGAGAAGCUUACGUUUGGUGGAAACUUUGUUAAGAUUUUAUCUCUUGUUGAGAUUCGUGGUGUUUCUUUCCCGAUGCUCAAGGUCAAAUCACUGAUUCUUGAUACAGUGAUCUAUCAGUAUGUUAUUCCUGGUAUACAAAGGCUGUUACAAAACUCACCUGAUUUAGAGAAGCUAAUAGUACGUGGAAGGACUUGCAGCACCAUACCGGAGGAGCAUCUUGACCAAUAUUUGAAAUCACUAUCCUUGAAUCCAGAUCAAUGGUGGAGAUCAAAAGAUGGUUUCUCUUUGAAUAAUUCUUGUUGGAAUUUACAAUCAAAGAAAUUAGAUAAGAGGGUCGUAUUGUCGGGUGAACGUUACCUUAAGUUUAAUUUUAAAGAGCACUCUCUCCCAUAAGCAGUGUCACCAUUGUGUUCUCCACCAACAAGGC
Messenger RNA from Brassica napus (rape), 2623 nucleotides. RefSeq names its product putative F-box/LRR-repeat protein At3g18150. Lineage: Eukaryota; Viridiplantae; Streptophyta; Magnoliopsida; Brassicales; Brassicaceae. The record is from RefSeq and is a predicted model, not a curated record. Gene Ontology annotation, molecular function: protein binding. Bases 1357 to 2589 code for a protein of 410 amino acids. The transcript is spliced from 4 exons.